This is a messenger RNA of Fulvia fulva, 357 nucleotides long. RefSeq lists its product as uncharacterized. The transcript has a single exon. Lineage: Eukaryota; Fungi; Ascomycota; Dothideomycetes; Mycosphaerellales; Mycosphaerellaceae. The record is from RefSeq and is a predicted model, not a curated record. The coding region runs from base 1 to 357 and encodes 118 amino acids.
AUGUCUUCAGCGCCCGUCCUGGUCGUCCUGGGAAGUGGACCUGGAAUCGGCAUCUCGACUGCCAAGCUGUUCGCUCAGAGGCACUUCGGUCAAAUCGCGUUGGUCUCGCGCAACGCCGAGCGCCUUGAGAAUGACAAGAAAGAGGUCGAGCAAGCUGGAAAGGAGGCUGGGAAGCAUGUCGAAGUCCACACGCUGCCAACGAACAUCGGCGACCUUGACCAGCUCCCCGCGACACUCGCGAAGAUUCAAAAGCUUGGGCCUUUGGGCUGUGUCUUCUACAACGCGGCGAGAAUCCGGUCUAGCGAUAUCCUGAUGACUCCAGUGGAAGAGCUUGAGGAGGACUUCAAGGUAGCGUAG